AUCAUUGUUUGAUCACCUGAGGCUUAUAAACGGGGUAAAGAGGUAAACCGGAUGUGGGGGAAUAGGGAGAUUGUGGCAGGUCCCUUUUCGCAGUGCUUCCGUGAAUCUUCGAAGAAGCAAAGCUACUUCGAGACCGUUUGAUGCUCUGAGGCUUGCAAAAGAGAAGGCUUUCCUCUGGCCGUAUCUUUCGUUUGCUUCAGCCGACCGGCGUCAUGUUCAAAAAACUGAAGCAGAAGAUCAGCGAGGAACAAACUUCGGGCCGCGGAAGUCCCGCGGGUGGUGCUUCAGCGUUUCCUCAGAGAUCUUCUGAAUCUUCUGCGCUGUCACCAUCAAUACACAGGAACAGAACAUCAUCUCUUACAGAGCAAAAUGAUGACAGUACUUCAACUCCUAAUAGAGAGAUAAUACAUAAACAAAAUUCUAGCAAUAAUGAAAGUGAACCAUCUUCUCCAGUGGAAGUUAAAAGGGAUCAAAAAACAAAGAGGCAUCUUCAAGAAGAAUUUGCUGCAUCCUUAGAGGAAAAGGACCAAAUUAUUAGCGUCCUGCAGACACAGGUAUCACUACUGAAGCAACAAUUACAUAGUAAUGAGACAAACAUUGAACUAAAGAAUCCAAGUGUUCAAACUUUGCAGUCGGUGGGUCCUGUUGGUAAUGAGAAUGCUGAUAAAACAAUAGAAACUCUAACUCAGCAAGUAAAACAUCAAGAAAACUUGCUUCAUCAGUGUAAAGAAAGAAUUAAAUCUCAGAAGGAGCGCUUAGCACAGCUGACCAGUGAGAAAGAAGUUCUGCAGAAACAACUAUAUGAGAGGCUUCAGGAGCUAGAGAAAAUAAAGGAUUGUCAUAUGGCUGAAAAGACCAAAUUCAUUACUCAGCUACGUGAAAGCAAAAACUUGAUAGAACAGUUAGAGCAAGAUAAAGGCAUGGUAAUAGCAGAAACAAAACGGCAAAUGCAUGAAACUCUGGAAUUGAAGGAGGAAGAAAUUGCCCAGUUGCAUAUUCAUAUCAAGCAGAUGGCUUUGCAGAGUGAAGAACUAAAAAAACAGAAAGAAAAAUCUGCAAAAUCUGCAUUUGAACAGCUUGAGAAGGCUUUAGGUGCAGCUCAGAUGGCUGAAAAAGCCCACAAGAAAUUGCAGGCAGAAAUGGAUGAAAAAAUCAAAGCUAUUGAAAAGGCAAAUGAAGAAAAAUGUGUGAUCCUUCAACAGGAAUUAACAAGGAUGAAGCAGGAAGUGAAAAAAUGCCAGAAGAAUCACCUAUGUGAAAUGAAAGAGAAAGAACAACAAGAUUUAUUAGCUUUAGAAGAAAUAGAAUUGCAGAAAAAGGCUCUACAGUCAGAAUGCAACAAAAAAGUUGAAGAUAUGCAACUGGAAGUAGAAACUUUCCAAACAAGAAUUCUUGAGCUGGAAAGUUCCCUUAUGAAGUGUCCACAGAAUGACAAAAGCCAGUUGGAAGAACUGGCUACUCAGAUAGAUUCAGACAAAAAUGAGCACAAUAAAAAAAUAGCUACUAUGACUGAAAAACAUAAAAAAGAAAUUGAAUACAUGAAGCAGCAAGAACAGCAACAUUGGAAAGAACAGUUUGACAUAUUAACCCAGCAGCAGCAAUCAGAAAUAGAGAAACUGAGGAAACAUCAUGAAGAAGAAACGGCUAAGCUGUUAAAAGAAAAAGAGGCUAUAUUUCAUGCUCAUAUAGAAGAAAUGAAUGAAAAAACUUUAGAAAAGCUUGAUGUGAAACAAACAGAGCUAGAAGCACUUUCAUCUGAAUUAUCAGAUGCUCUGAAUAGCCGUCAAAAUCUUGAACAAUAUAUUUCUAAGUUAAAAGAGGAUGCAAAUAAAGCAAAGGUGGAGUUUGAAGCCAAACUUGAUCAGCAAAGGAAUAAUCAUAAGGAACAAGUUGAAGCUAUUUUUAAAGAUCAGGAAGUAACUGAGAAAUCAUUUAAAGAAGAAAUUAUUCAACUCAAACAAUUCUUGGAAGCAAAAGAGAAGAGUGAAGAAGAAUCAGAGCAGAAAGAAAUGAAAGAAACUCUAGGAAAAGCUGAGACACAAUGUAAAAGAAUGUCUGCAGAAUCAGAUGUUUUAUGUCAGUCCAGGGAAGAUAAUGCAAGUAUUUAUGAAAACAAGUUUAAAAAUUUGCAAGAGAAAUUGGAAGUUAUAAUGGAUAAAAAGUCAAAACUUGAAGAACAGAUUGUAAAAACUGAAACCCAGCUGAAGGAAGUCAAAACUGAGUUAGAUUUUCAGACAUCCCAGGUAAAUGAUCUGAAAUGUGAAUUAGAAGAAGAAAAGAGAAAAAAUAUACAGAAAACCUCAUCUCUGACAGAAAAUUAUGAAUCACAGUUAAGAAACCUUGGAGGAGAGAUCAGUCAGUUAAAAAGUCAUUGUACUGGCAAGGAAAGUGAAAUUGGACAAAUACAGCAUCUCCUGAAUCAACAAAUUGAAAAGUAUAAGCAGCAGUUAUCAACCAAAGAAGAAGAAAUCAAUGCCUUAAGGGACGAAUAUGAGCUCAAGUUAAAGCAGCAAGAGACACAAACAGAGGAAGCUAUAGAAAAAAUAAAAAAUAUGCAGGAAGAAUUUAAGCAAAAACUUUCAGAACAAGAAGCAAAACUAAAAAGUGAGAUUGAGAGCAACCAGUUGGAGUUUAAUCAGAAAGAGAAGCAGUUCACUUCAAAAAUGCUGGAAAUGACUCAUGCCAAUUCACUUGGAAUAAAUGAUGCUAUUUUAAAACUGGAGAUGAAUCAGAAGGAACAACUAAAAAGCAUGGUUGAAACUCACAAACAAGAAGUGGAUGAAGUUGUACAUCUUUGGGGGAAGAAACUAAAACAAGAGGUUGAAGAACUUGAGGAAAAACAUGAAACAGAAUUGCAAGAAAAAGAACAGGAAAUAAGAGACCUGAAAGAAAGACUGGCCACCUUUGAUGCUGAAAGAGAAGGGAAUAAUGCAGAGAUUACCUGGUUAAAGGAUGAACAUACAAAGAAAGACAAAACUAUACAUGAACUUCAAGAACAACUGCAACAGACAUUAGCACAAGUGAAUCUUUUGACACAAAAAGAAAGUGAUUUAAAGAAACAACUUGUAAAAUUAGAGACCGAUCUUAGUUUUUCUUUGAAAGAGAAAAUAACAGUACAGGAACAGCUUAAUGAGAUAAAGUUAAUAGAAGAAAAAAAGAAAUAUGACAUUGUGGAGCUGGCAGAUAAAUUGAAAAUGUCUGAUGCUGAAUACCAAGCCUUAAAACUGUCACAUCUUAAAGAACAGGAGAAUUAUGAGACAAAGUUAGAAAGCGAAAAAAAUGAGUUUCGACAAAAACAAGCUGAAUUUGAAAAUUUCAAGAGAGAUACAAUUAUACAACUGGCUGAUUACCAGCAAAAAGCAGAAGCUUUAUUGAAAAUAAAAAUUGGUGAACUGAUUAAACAAUGCAAUGAAAAAAUUUCUUCAAUAACAGUUAAAAUUGCUCACUGUCAGCAACAGACAAUAAAAAUUAAAGAAGACAUAUUAAUUAAAGCCGAUCAAGUUCCAGACUUAAAAGUUCAACUUGAACAAUUAACAGGGAGUCAUGUAACUUUAAACAGUAGUUUACAGGAGUCAAAAAAACACUUGGAGGAAAAGGAACAUUUAAUGAUGUCUAUGAAAGCAGAUGUAGAUAAACUUCUAACAGAAAAAGAACUAUUGGAAAAAGAAAGUUAUCUCCAGCAGCAAACGGCAACAGAGAAGGAAUCUUGUAUCACAGAGCUGAAGAAAGAAUUAUCUGAGUAUAAUAAUAUUGUUACUUCAAUGAGGGAGGAGCUAAAUGAGAAAAAAGCAGAAAUCACAGAUCUUAACAAGCUUACUAGUGAAUUAAACCUCAGACUUGAAAAGAGCAUAUCAGAAAAAGAAGCUGCCACAAUGAUGUUAAACAAGCAACACAGAGAAAACCAACUGCAGUUACUGAAUGAGAUGGAAGUACUAGCUUCCAAAGUUGAAUCAUUGAGUGAAGAUAAAGUUACUGCCCUGAAACAGGUAGACCACUGGGUGAACAAAAUGUCAGAAUGGAAGAAGAAAGCUCAGUUGAGAUUUACACAAAAUUACAAUACUAUUAAGGAAUUACAAAGUAAGAUUGAACUGAGUAAUAACCAAGCUAGUGAAAAAGAAGAAGAACUGAAUAGAAUAAAGAACGAGCGCGAUAAACAAACCAAACAGUUAGAACAUUUAAAAUGUGUAAUGGAACAAAAGCAGAUCAGAAAAGAAAAACAGGAAUCUGAUUUGGUUGCUGAGAUAAAAAUCCAUACAGCGAGAAUUGCUGAAUUAGAAGAGCAUAUUGCUCGGAAAACAGAGGAAAAUAAUUAUUUAAUGGAAGAAUGUAAAAUAUACCAUGAACAAGACAAUGGGCAAAAAGAAAUGGCACAACAACUUCAACGGGCUCGGGAGGCACUAGUGGACAAGGAUGACAACCUGAAGGAGAUGGAACAAAAUGUCCUAACUUUUGAGAAGAAAAUGCAGGACAUGGAAAUUGUCCUUGAAGAAAAAUCAAAAGAAUUUGAAGGAAUAAAACUGGCUCUAUUGAAAACAAAAGAAGAAGAAUUAAAGGCUUUAGAAGAAAGACUUAUUUCAGAAGCAACUUCUAAAAUAGCAGAUCUGAAAAAAAAGGCUGAACACAAAAUUGCUUCUAUUAAAAGACAGUUGACGACUCAGAUGGAAGAGAAAGAGCAGCAAAAUAAGUCAAUAGACUCAGAUUUAGAAAAAGAGUUGAUAAAGAAAGUAGAAACAAUAAAGGUUUCUGCAGAGAAAGAUAAAGUCAUUGCUUUAGAGAAUAUGCAACAGAUGUAUGAUAUAAAAAUUGAUAUUUUAAAAAAGGAUUUGUUGGAUAAAGAGAGAUUACUUGAGAAGUAUAGUGAGGAAGCAAAUACAUGUAAUAUUUCAAAGAUGAAGGCUCAGGAGCAACAAGAGGAACUUCUUAAAAGGUCUCAAGAAGAUAAAAAUAGAAUUAAAAAUCUUCAACGAGAACUUGAGGAACAAAUCAAGAAACAGGCUUCAUUACAUGAACAACAUACCAAGUAUGAGAGUGAAUUAAGAAAUAUCAAAGUCGAAUUGAAAAAUAAAGAACAAAAAGAACAAAAUAUGGAGAUUGCAAUUAAAGACUUAGAAAAAAAGCUUCAAGAAAAGGAGGAAAAAGGACAGUCUUUUGGCGAGGAUUUUAUGAAAGAGAGAGAACAACAAAGGACUGAGAUGGAAAAUAGGAUUUCAGAAUAUAAUGAGAAAUUAAACAGUCUGCAAGAGCAGUUAGAUGAAGGAAGUGGCCUUAUAAAAACUCUGGAAGGAAAUAUAGAAGAAAAAACUAAAUCAGUCUUUGAACUUCAAAAGAUGGUUAAUGAGAUGCAGAUGCAACAGAAAGACUUACAAGCUACACUGAAACAGACGGAGCAAGAGAAACAGGAACAGCACAGAGAUCUGAUUAAGCUUCAGAAGGAUUUGCGAACCUUGCGAAAAGAACAUCAGCAAGAGCUGGAAAUUAUGAAGAAAGAAUCUAGAGAAGAAAUGGAACAAAAAAUAAAAUAUGAACAGGAAGACAUUGAACUAAAGCACAAUUCCACAUUAAAGCAGCUAAUGAGGGAAUUCAAUACCCAACUGGCACAAAAGGACCAGGAAUUAGAAAUGGCUGUAAAAGAAACUAUCAGUAAAGCCCAGGAAGUGGAAUCUGAAUUGAUAGAAAGUCACCAUACAGAGACAGUUCAACUGCAUAAAAAGAUUUCGGAAAAGGAUGAUGAUCUACAAAGAACAGUGAAAAAGUAUGAAGAUAUACUUGAGGCCAGAGAAGAGGAAAUGACCAAAAAAGUAAAUAAAUUGGAGGAACAGCUGGUGCAGUUAAAAGAAGACCACAAAAAAAGAUUGGCAUAUGAAGAAAGUUGGAAUGGUGAUGAAGAAAAAAUAGCAGAACUUCAGGCUCAGCUAGCCCAAAAGACAACACUUGUUAAUGAUUCAAAAUUGAAAGAACAGGAGUUCAGAGAACAGAUUCACAUACUACAAGAUAAGUUGAAAAAUUAUGAGAAGGCUGUAUAUGUCACAACAGUUAAAACACCUUAUAGAGAUGGGAAUCUUUGCCAUUCAGAUGUUUCUCUUUUUGGUGAACCAACUGAGUUUGAAUACUUGAGGAAGGUGGUUUUCGAAUAUAUGAUGGGCCGUGAAACAAAGACAAUGGCAAAGGUUAUAACUUCAGUGCUGAAAUUUCCUCCUGAUCAAACUCAGAAGAUCUUAGAACGAGAAAAUGCUCGGACAUUGUUCACUUCACCUCCAGUGGUAUCUUCUGAAUAAAUCAUCAAUCAGUGCUUUAGUUAGUACGUAGCUCUGGUUUUGAUCCUUAUGUUGAAGAACUUGCAACGUAUGCACUUUGUAACGGAUUACACAACUUGGAAAUCAGAUCAUAUUCUCAAAUUAGCUCUUUGAAGUAUGGAGAAUAGCUUUGAAAGGAAUACAGCAAGGAAGGAAAGAUUGACAAUUGGGACUAUGAAUAUGGUUAACUUUUUGCCUUUAAGAAAGAUUAUUCAUCAAUUGCUGUGUGCUUCACUUGGAUACAAUUUUCAGUUUAAGGAAUCGAAGUUUUUUUCUUCAAAAGAGCUGUCACAAAAAUGAAUGAUUCUAUUUAUUGUAUUGUGGAUUUUGUUUCAUAUAAUUACAUAUUGUCUGAAAUAAUUUUGCAAUACAUUCUGAAUAGGGAUUUGGCUAACUAUUUUCCUUCUAUUGUUCAUUAAAAACCUCUAUUUUUAAGCUUUUGCUUAUAAUGAAUCCAGAUUGCAAGUCUUCACUUAUUAAUAUAUAGCUUUUGUACUAUAUUUUGUGAGAAAUAAAUUUACACUUCUAUAAUUUGUAAAUAGAUACUAUUUACUUGUAUUAUAAGUUGAUCUUUGAUUGUUGGAAACACUAAUCUUGCAGAGCUGGAAGAAAAUAAAACUUU
Molecule: messenger RNA, 6915 nt
Organism: Protobothrops mucrosquamatus (brown spotted pit viper)
Lineage: Eukaryota; Metazoa; Chordata; Lepidosauria; Squamata; Viperidae
Gene: GOLGA4
Product: golgin A4
Exons: 21
Coding region: 213-6275 (2020 amino acids)
Biological process (GO): Golgi vesicle transport
Cellular component (GO): Golgi apparatus
Molecular function (GO): small GTPase binding
Source: RefSeq, a predicted model, not a curated record